Phaethon lepturus (White-tailed tropicbird) is the source of this 954-nucleotide messenger RNA. RefSeq names its product tetraspanin 13 (gene TSPAN13). The transcript has 5 exons. The coding region runs from base 177 to 554 and encodes 125 amino acids. NCBI's taxonomy places the organism in Eukaryota, Metazoa, Chordata, Aves, Phaethontiformes, Phaethontidae. The record is from RefSeq and is a predicted model, not a curated record.
UCCAGCUGGUAAGCCUGCUGCUGAUUGGAAUUGCGGCAUGGGGAAUCGGCUUCGGCCUGAUCUCUAGUUUCAGAGUUGUUGGCGUGGCAAUUGCAGUAGGAAUCUUCCUCUUCCUUAUUGCCUUAGUUGGAUUGAUUGGUGCGGUGAAACAUCAUCAAGUAUUGCUAUUCUUUUACAUGAUUAUUCUUCUGCUAGUCUUUAUUGUGCAGUUUUCUGUCUCCUGUGCCUGUUUGGCACUAAACAAGGAACAGCAGAGUCAACUUCUAGAGGUGGGAUGGAAUAACACUAAAAGUGCGAGAGCAGAUAUUGAGAGAAAUCUGAAUUGUUGUGGAUUCAGAGUUUUUGAUCCGAAUGAAACCUGCUCCUCUGAUUGUUUUAGAAGUCGCCAGUGUCAACCAUGUGCACCAAUAAUAGAAGAAUACUCUGGAAUGGUGCUGAGAUUUGUUGGAGGCAUAGGACUCUUCUUCAGUUUCACAGAGAUUCUGGGAGUCUGGCUGACAUAUAGAUACAGGAACCAAAAGGAUCCCCGUGCAAAUCCUAGUGCAUUUCUUUGAUAAGUUUAUAAAGGACUGAAUCUUCUCUCUGCACCCUCUACUUCAAAAUACUGAUUCUUCAUAGUCUGAUAUUUCUCCAUAAUAGGGACUUAUGUACAAGUACCCAAAAGAAAACUAUUUCCAUAAGAAAUUUGUAGUUUUCGUAUUUAAUGUCCCAUAAUUUUCUUCUAAGAAUCUGUGUCUUAAAGUAGACUGGUGCAUUCAGUAGCUGGGCAUAGUCAAACUGCUGCUCUGAGCUGAUUAAAUAACUCUGUUAAGACUUUGGUAAUGGAUGUGGUGAACUCAUGGUAUAGAGUUUUGUAGCACUACUGGCUUCUCUGGUGUCAAAAAAAAAAAAGCAAAAGUAUUUUCUGCUGUAUUCAUUGAUGACAAAAAUUCACAUGAUUUCUCAUUAAAGUGA